Harpegnathos saltator (Jerdon's jumping ant) is the source of this 1245-nucleotide messenger RNA. It is a transcript of the gene mge, whose product is annotated as translocase of outer mitochondrial membrane 22 homolog mge. Gene Ontology annotation, cellular component: mitochondrial outer membrane. The transcript is spliced from 3 exons. Lineage: Eukaryota; Metazoa; Arthropoda; Insecta; Hymenoptera; Formicidae. The coding region runs from base 162 to 587 and encodes 141 amino acids. Gene Ontology annotation, biological process: intracellular protein transport. The record is from RefSeq and is a predicted model, not a curated record.
GAGGGAUGGAGAGAGAACGGGUGGGGGAGAAAGAUAAAGAGUUAAACAUUGCCGUGUUCUGAACGUACUGCUCGACGUUACGCACGACCGGGAUCUCUCCGGCUAUACAUAUUCUUAAAAAAACACAGCCAGCGCACCACGCGAUUCUCACUCACGUGUAUAUGGCUUCAGUUGAGGAGUUGGACCAGGUCGACAGCGGCAUGGGCAGCAGUGACACAUGCUCUCCCGAGGUGAAGUCGCUCCUUCCCGAGGAAGGCGACGAAGAUGACGAGGAGGAUGAGAGCUUAUCAGAGAGAUUAUUGGGGCUCACAGAAAUGUUCCCUGAGCCUGUACGCAAAUUUGGAUAUAACUUUGGGACUUGUCUGUGCCAAUGUGUCAAAGGUUUAUAUGCAUUUUCCUGUUCAGCUACAUGGGUGAUUUUUAGCUCAUCCACCAUUCUCUUUGCACCGGUCAUCUUUGAGGUAGAACGUGCUCAAAUGGAAGACAUGCAACGCACGCAACAGAAGCAAGUUCUCUUAGGCCCUAAUACAGCUUUAUCUGGCACCAAUGCCUCCAGUCUUCCAAUGGCACCACCUGUUCAACGAUAAAUUGUUGCAUAUCCCCAUGUACACUUACACAUACAUAUACAGCUACAAGAUAUAUAUAGAAAUAUCUAAAUGUUCUUUGAAAUUGAGUCUGACUCGACCCAUUUAUAGGCAUGACUGUUCAUACCUCACCAAAUUUUACACAAGUCUCAAAUAUAUUAAAAAAUUUUUAUGAAAUUACUUGCAUAAAUCAAGUAUGUACAACUUGCCUAACUGGAAUAAUCCCUAUAAGAUCAGAUUUCUGAUAUAAUAGUUUGUUAAAUGUAACAAAUUGCAACAUUUAUCAGUCUAGUCUAUUCUGUUAUAUGUACACAUACAACAUAACAUACAUAUGUACGUAUUCACAUGUACAGUCGUUCUCUUUUACUAAUUUUUACUGAGAACCAUACACUAUGAUAUCGUACGGCAUUUUAUUGUUCUACCAAUGCAUAAGAUAUGUCGUGUGGAAGCAGAGGUAGCAUUUAGUUGACCAAAAAACAAAAUACCAGACUUGUUUGCUGUGCAUAGACAGCGGUGCGAGAACUUGCAAUAUACUAUUAUUUAUAGUAGAUAAUACACAAUCUGUUGCGCGUAGUGUUAUUACAUCGCGUAUGUUAUUAUCUUCUUUAAUACAUCUUGUCAGUUGUAAUUUCGAGUGAAGGAAUAAAAGAUACAACACUAA